This is a messenger RNA of Chinchilla lanigera (long-tailed chinchilla), 1592 nucleotides long. RefSeq names its product neuritin 1 (gene Nrn1). NCBI's taxonomy places the organism in Eukaryota, Metazoa, Chordata, Mammalia, Rodentia, Chinchillidae. Gene Ontology annotation, cellular component: plasma membrane. The transcript is spliced from 3 exons. The coding region runs from base 199 to 627 and encodes 142 amino acids. The record is from RefSeq and is a predicted model, not a curated record. Gene Ontology annotation, biological process: nervous system development; neuron projection extension.
CUCUCUCAGCCUCUCUCUCUCUCUCUUUCUGUCUCUUCCUCGGUCCCUCUCUUUCUCUCCUCCCUCUGCCUUCCCGGUGCAUAAAGUCUCCGCCGCUCCCGGAACUUGUUGGCAAUGCCUAUUUUUCAGCUUUCCCCCGCGUUCUCUAAACUAACUAUUUAAAGGUCUGCGGUCGCAAAUGGUUUGACUAAACGUAGGAUGGGACUUAAGUUGAACGGCAGAUAUAUUUCACUGAUCCUCGCGGUGCAAAUAGCGUACCUGGUGCAGGCCGUGAGAGCAGCGGGCAAGUGCGAUGCGGUCUUUAAGGGCUUUUCGGACUGUUUGCUCAAGCUGGGCGACAGCAUGGCCAACUACCCACAGGGCCUGGACGACAAGACGAACAUCAAGACCGUGUGCACAUACUGGGAGGAUUUCCACAGCUGCACGGUCACAGCCCUUACGGAUUGCCAGGAAGGGGCGAAAGAUAUGUGGGAUAAACUGAGAAAAGAAUCCAAAAACCUCAACAUCCAAGGCAGCUUAUUCGAACUCUGCGGCAGCGGCAAUGGGGCGGCGGGACCGCUGCUCCCGGCGGUGCCCCUGCUCCUGGCGUCUCUCUCGGCAGCUUUAGCGACCUGGCUUCCCUUCUGAGCGCGGCCUGCUCCCCCCCGCGCGCGCCCACACUCACUCCAUGCUCCCGAAAACCGAGAAGAAGAUCCAUUCGUUCUUUGGGGACGUUGUGAUUCUCUGUGAUGCUGAAAACAUUCAUAUAGGAUUGUGGGAAAUCCUGGUUCUCCUUUUUUUUUUUAAUUUUUUUUUUUUUUUUGGUGUGUUUUAUUUGCCAAAUGUAACCAGUCAGUGAUGGAGCAAGCACAGCCAAAAUCGGACCUCAGCUUUAGUCCGUCUUCACACAAAAAUGAGAAAACGGCAAACUUCACUCCCAUUUUUUUUUUAUUUUGAUUUUUAUUUUGGCAAACGAAUCUCAGGAACGGCCCUGGGCCACCUACUAUAUACAUCAUGUUGAUAACAUGAAAAACGAUGGGCUCCUCCUAAGAGGAAAGCGAGGAAAGGACAAGGCCAGGGGGUGAAACCAAGAGGUGUCUGAGAGAAGCAUCCGGUGAUAGCUCACGCUCGCGUCUUUCUUCCACAGUACCUUGUUUUGAUCAUUUCCACUGCACAUUUCUUCUGGAAAAAAGCGAAAGGACACAUUGCCGGCUUUGCGAGUUAAGGAUAGGAGGGAGAAGGGGAAGAGGUUGACUGGACUCUAGCCGGAGGCCAGUGGUAGUCGGAAGAAAUGCUGCGAAGUCACUGAGGGGUUAGCUUUAUCUGCUGUUGUCGAUGCAUCUUUCAAAUCCACUGCCUUUAUUUCCCCUCCUCUCUCUUGUUUUAGAUGUUACACAUACAGUAAUACCCGAGUAUCCAACGGUAUAGCUCACAGGGGGGGAUGUUAAAUGUUAGUCUAAAAUAUAGUUCAAAAGAUUUUGACAUAAAAGAGCCUUGAUUUUAAAAAAAAGAGAGAGAGAUGUAAUUUAAAAAGUUUAUUAUAAAUUAAAUUCAGCAAAAAAAGAUUUGCUACAAACUAUAGAGAAGUAUAAAAUAAAAGUUAUUGUUUGAAA